AUGUUAGCGAACACCCCCAAGCACCUAGCGCGGCGAUAUUACCAGUUCAAGACUGGCCACGCACCAAUUGGGGCCUAUUUGCACCGAAUUAAGGCCCGAGACUUCCCUAAUUGCUUGGGGUGCUCUAAGGGGACUGAGACGGUAAGACAUCUUCUUAUAAACUGUCGACAGUGGUGCCACCAGUGGGAAAAACUAUAUGCCGGCUUGGCCGAAGCGGGGGUAAAGGCCCUGCAGGAUAGCGAGCAGUGCCCCGAAGCACGCCUAUUCCAGGACCCAAAGGCCACUACAGCGCUGCUGGCGUUUAUAGGGGCCAUUAGGGAGCGAGAGGAUAACCAACAGGCCUGGGAGCAGGCCUAUAAGACUGAUAAUUGGGGCAUUGAGGCCCUGGAUGAGGGAGAGCGAGAGGGGGAAGGAUAG
Messenger RNA from Talaromyces rugulosus, 417 nucleotides. RefSeq lists its product as uncharacterized. Bases 1 to 417 code for a protein of 138 amino acids. The transcript has a single exon. The record is from RefSeq and is a predicted model, not a curated record. NCBI's taxonomy places the organism in Eukaryota, Fungi, Ascomycota, Eurotiomycetes, Eurotiales, Trichocomaceae.